AUGAACACAGAGACACCACAAUUAGAUAUCCUCGAGACUUCAAAAGAGAAAUUUGUCAAUCUCAUUUCAGAAUUGAACGAUUCUCAGUUUCAUAGUUUUCAAGAAUUUGUUCAAUCAGCACUUGACGAAUAUCACGGUCAAUUGCAUCACCAUGCAGACGGCGAUAAUGACGAAGACAUGGAAACCGAGCAACAUGACGGCAAAUUUCAACCUGUGAGCGACGCUAAAAUGAUGCGCUUGGGAAGAAUGAUUAAAGAUCUUCGCACUCGUGUUCCUAUUUCUGCUGAAGCUCCUGGUGAAAAGACCACCAUACCCGAUACACCCGAAUUUAAAGGAUUCACAGAGCAAAAUACAGUUCAUGUAGAUGGAUUUUUGUUUUCUGAAGAAGACGUCGAUGAUCUUGUUGAUGAAGGAAAGAUGUCUCGUAAUUACUGUUUGGACUGUGCAUCCAGAAAUGUGGCUCCCCUAAACUUUAUUUCCCAUUCUGCCUCUGUCUUGCAAUUGCAAUUUUUGUACCAAGUAGCAUUGGCUGAUAAAGUCAAGGACAAGGUGAUUGUAGAUGUCGGAUCUAGAUUGGGUGCUGUUUUGUAUUCUGGCCACUUAUUCACUCGUGCCAGUAAACUCAUUGGUGUCGAAAUCAACGAAUGGUUCACUAAAUUACAGCAAGACAUGAUCAAAAAGUACAAGAUGGAUGACCGUGUGCAAGUCAUGUGUAAAGACAUCCAAAGCAUGCCUGAGUUACUGUCUAAAGAAGCAGAUGUUGUCAUCAUGAACAAUGUAUUUCAAUUCUUCAAUGAACUAGCUACACAACAGCAAAUCUGGAAAUUUGUUCGCACAGAAACAAAGAAGAAGCCUGGAUUAUUGCUAGUUACAUUGCCAUCGUUACAAGAACAAUUGAAGGAAGCAGGCAUGUCUGCUUCCAAGUUAAUGCGCGGUUGGGUCAAGGAAAUCAAGUUGGAUUAUGAUGGCGGAUGGUUCCAGGAUCUGAAUGAUGAUGAAUUAGAGGAGAUCAAGCAAGUGCAUCUAUAUAGAGUUGUGUAA
Messenger RNA from Mucor velutinosus, 1041 nucleotides. RefSeq lists its product as uncharacterized. NCBI's taxonomy places the organism in Eukaryota, Fungi, Mucoromycota, Mucoromycetes, Mucorales, Mucoraceae. Gene Ontology annotation, molecular function: S-adenosylmethionine-dependent methyltransferase activity. The coding region runs from base 1 to 1041 and encodes 346 amino acids. The record is from RefSeq and is a predicted model, not a curated record. The transcript is spliced from 5 exons.